Molecule: messenger RNA, 576 nt
Organism: Saccostrea echinata
Lineage: Eukaryota; Metazoa; Mollusca; Bivalvia; Ostreida; Ostreidae
Exons: 3
Coding region: 13-576 (187 amino acids)
Source: RefSeq, a predicted model, not a curated record
UUAGCACUGAACAUGAGCACCGUGCAGAGUUCAGUUCAGUCUUCGUAUGGACCUGAUUUAGCUGUGGACGGUAUCACAAUUCAGAGGGAAGGUAGCUGUGCUCAAACGAAGUAUGAUCAUGUAGUGUGGUGGAGAGUGGACUUAGGGGAGAUAAAAGCUAUCUACAACAUCAAAGUCUUCUAUAGGAAUGACAGUAAUAACAAUGAUUCUUUGCGUAUGUCUGAGCAUGCAGGGUUUUCUCUGUUCAUAUCAAAUACGACAAAACUUAAGGAUGGUUACCUAUGCUAUAAAAAUACGGACACAUUUCCACAUCUUCUUUCAAAACAUGUGUGUGUAGAACGGGGACGCUACGUCACGUACUAUAACGAACGCGGUAACGGAGUUAUCGUUCCUUUGGGAUCUCGGCGUAACACAACAAUUGCUGAACUUUGCGAGGUUCAGGUUUUCGGUACCAAUGUAGAAGAUUCAGCGGAUGAGAACAUUUGUCUCAAUUCCAUCGCAUUCUUUGCUAUUGCCGGAGUUUCUGGGUCUUUCCUUUUAAUCUCUUUUGGGUUGAAUAUGUUUUUGUGGAGGUAA